CCGGAGGCGAGGCCAGCCUGAGGCCCGUCGUCUGGGUCCUGGCCGUGGGGUCAGGGUCCCCGCAGCUUGUCCCUGAGGGUCUCUGCUGCUCCGGUGUCGGGGAGCAUCGUGCAGGAGCCUGGGGGUCCACCUGCCCCCUGGCCCCUGCAGGGCCGCCGGCUGGGGUGGGAGCCCAAGUCUCGCGGGAAGGGAGCUGCUGCCCGGGCCUGGCGGCGGCCCUGCAGGAAGGAUGGGCCUGCGGCUGGCCGCUGGGAGUCUGCUGGAGGCCUGUGGCCGCCCCUGUGCGUGCACCACGCUGCCCCCCGGCUGGCACGGCCGCCCCCCGCCCGCUGCCCUGUGAGCGGGGCUCCUGCCAGCGGAGCUCCCAGCUGCCAGCAAGACCGGUCAUGUGGUCGGAGCUUGUGACGGUGGCCCGUGAUCAGAUGGCAAGGACUGGCCUUUAGUCCUCAGUGGUGGUCACCAGAGCGUUCUUCAGGGCCUGAGGCCCAGCUCCUGCCACCAUGUCGGGAUCUACGCAGCCCGUGGCACAGACGUGGAGGGCCACCGAGGCCCGCUACCCGCCCCAUGGCAUCUCCUACCCGGUGCAGAUCGCCCGGCCCCACACGGACGUGGGGUUGCUGGACUACCAGCGCACGCCCCGCGACUACGCCGCCCACCUGUCGCCUGGCCCCGUCAUGCAGCCCCAGAGGAGGAGGCCCUCGCUGCUAUCCGAGUUCCAGCCCGGGAAUGAACGGUCUCAGGAGCUCCACCUGCGCCCCGAGUCCCACUCGUACCUGCCCGAGCUGGGGAAGUCUGAGAUGGAGUUCAUGGAGAGCAAGCGCCCGCGCCUGGAGCUGCUGCCCGAACCCCUGCUGCGGCCGUCCGCGCUGCUGGCCACAGGCCAGCCCAGCGGCUCUGAGGACCUCACCAAGGAGCGCAGUCUGACGGGCAAGCUGGAGCCCGUGUCGCCCCCCAGCCCCCCGCACGCCGACCCCGAGUUGGAGCUGGUGCCCCCCCGACUGUCUAAGGAGGAGCUGAUCCAGAACAUGGACCGCGUGGACCGCGAGAUCAGCAUGGUGGAGCAGCAGAUCUCCAAGCUGAAGAAGAAGCAGCAACAGCUGGAGGAGGAGGCCGCCAAGCCGCCCGAGCCCGAGAAGCCUGUGUCACCCCCACCCAUGGAGUCCAAGCACCGCAGCCUGGUGCAGAUCAUCUACGACGAGAACCGGAAGAAGGCCGAGGCUGCCCACCGGAUCCUCGAAGGCUUGGGACCCCAGGUGGAGCUGCCGCUGUACAACCAGCCCUCGGACACCCGGCAGUACCACGAGAACAUCAAGAUAAACCAGGCGAUGCGCAAGAAGCUGAUCCUGUACUUCAAGCGGAGGAACCACGCGCGGAAGCAGUGGGAGCAGAAGUUCUGCCAGCGCUAUGACCAGCUCAUGGAGGCCUGGGAGAAGAAGGUGGAGCGCAUCGAGAGCAACCCCCGGCGGCGGGCCAAGGAGAGCAAGGUGCGCGAGUACUACGAGAAGCAGUUCCCCGAGAUCCGCAAGCAGCGCGAGCUGCAGGAGCGCAUGCAGAGCAGGGUGGGCCAGCGGGGCGGCGGGCUCUCCAUGUCGGCGGCCCGCAGUGAGCAUGAGGUGUCUGAGAUCAUCGAUGGCCUCUCAGAGCAAGAGAACCUGGAGAAGCAGAUGCGGCAGCUGGCUGUGAUCCCGCCCAUGCUGUACGACGCUGACCAGCAGCGCAUCCGGUUCAUCAACAUGAACGGGCUCAUGGACGACCCCAUGAAGGUGUACCGGGACCGCCAGGUCAUGAACAUGUGGAGCGAGCAGGAGAAGGAGACCUUCCGGGAGAAGUUCAUGCAGCAUCCCAAGAAUUUUGGCCUGAUUGCCUCGUUCCUGGAGAGGAAGACGGUGGCCGAGUGUGUCCUCUACUACUACCUGACCAAGAAGAACGAGAACUACAAGAGCCUGGUGCGGCGGAGCUACCGGCGCCGAGGCAAGAGCCAGCAGCAGCAGCAGCAACAGCAGCAGCAACAGCAGCAGCAGCAGAUGCCCCGCAGCAGCCAGGAGGAGAAGGAGGAGAAGGAGAAGGAGAAGGAGGCGGAGAAGGAGGAGGAGAAGCCGGACUUGGAGACCGACAGGGAGGAGCUGGUCAAGGAGAAGACCGAGGACACCUCUGGGGAGGACAACGAUGAGAAGGAGGCCGUGGCCUCCAAAGGCCGCAAAACUGCCAACAGCCAGGGCCGCCGCAAAGGGCGCAUCACCCGCUCAAUGGCCAACGAGGCCAGCCACGAGGAGGCGGCCACCCCCCAGCAGAGCGCCGAGCUGGCUUCUAUGGAGAUGAACGAGAGCUCKCGCUGGACUGAGGAGGAGAUGGAGACGGCCAAGAAAGGUCUCCUGGAACAUGGCCGGAACUGGUCGGCCAUCGCCCGGAUGGUGGGCUCCAAGACAGUGUCGCAGUGUAAGAACUUUUACUUCAACUACAAGAAGCGGCAGAACCUCGACGAGAUCCUGCAGCAGCACAAGCUGAAGAUGGAGAAGGAGAGGAAUGCCCGGAGGAAGAAGAAGAAAGCCCCGGCCGCGGCCAGCGAGGAGGCGGCCUUCCCGCCCGUGGUGGAGGACGAGGAGAUGGAGGCCUCGGGCGUCAGCGGGAACGAGGAGGAGAUGGCUGAGGAGGYGGAAGCUGUCCACGCCUCUGGGAACGAGGUGCCCAGAGGGGAAUGCAGUGGCCCAGCUACCGUCAACAACAGCUCCGACACAGAGAGCAUCCCCUCCCCCCGCACCGAGGCCACCAAGGAUGCGGGGCAGAGUGGGCCCCAGCCCCCGCCUGCCCUGGGUGCUGCUGGGACCCCCGCUGAGCCGCCCACUCCUCCGCCUGAGGAUGCCCCAGCCCCUGCCCCUGCCCAGCCCACCCCAGCUGCAGAUGCCAGUGGCCCCCCCACGCCCCCACCUGCACCCGCGUCACCCGCGGUGCCCCCUCCUGCGGCCCCCAAGGAGGAGAAGGAGGAGGAGGCCACCGUGGCACCCCCAGCAGAAGAAGGGGAGGAACAGAAGCCCCCUGUGGCCGAGGAGCCUGAGGGGGACGCGGGGAAGAUGGAAGAGUCUGGCUCAGUCCCCGAGGAGCCCGAGCAGGGUGACUGCAAGGAGGAGGCCGAGGAGGAAGGCCAGGACAAGGCCAGGGCUGGGGAGGCCAGCACGGAGGCCGCACCCGAGGGGCCGCUCAAGGUGGAGAAGAAGGAGGGCGGGAGCCGCAGAGCCCCCGCCAAGGCCUCGGGCGCCCCCCAGGACAGCGACUCCAGUGCCACCUGCAGUGCCGACGAGGUGGACGAGCCCGAGGGAGGGGACAAGAGCCGGCUAAUGUCCCCGAGGCCCAGCCUCCUGACCCCAACCAGUGAUCCCAGGGCCAACACGUCACCUCAGAAGCCACUGGACUUGAAGCAGCUGAAGCAGCGGGCGGCCGCCAUCCCCCCCAUUCAGGUCACCAAGGUCCAUGAGCCACCCCGGGAGGAGGCAGCGCCCCCUAAGCCAAGUCCCUCUGCCCCAGCGACCCCGCAGCACCUACAGCCGGAGGGUGGCCCUGCCCAGCCGCCCAGCACCAGUCCUCCAGUCAAAAGCAGGAGCCCUGCGCCUCCCGCCGAGAAGGAGGAGAAGCCUGCGUUCUUCCCAGCCUUCGCAGCCGAGGGCCAGAAGCUGCCUGCAGAGCCCCCUUGCUGGACCUCGGGCCUGCCCUUCCCUGUGCCCCCUCGGGAGGUGAUCAAGGCCUCCCCACAUGCCCCGGACCCCUCAGCCUUUGCCUACGCACCACCUGGUCACCCGCUGCCCCUGGGCCUCCACGACAGUGCCCGGCCUGUCCUGCCACGCCCACCCACCAUCUCCAACCCACCUCCCCUCAUCUCCUCCACCAAACACCCCGGCGUCCUCGAGAGGCACAUGGGUGCCAUCUCCCAGGGAAUGUCGGUCCAGCUCCAUGUCCCAUACUCCGAGCACGCCAAGGCCCCCGUGGGCCCCAUCAGCAUGGGGCUGCCCCUCACCAUGGACCCCAAGAAGCUUGCGCCCUUCAGUGGAGUGAAGCAAGAACAGCUGUCGCCACGGGGCCAGGCUGGCCCACCUGAGAGCCUGGGCGCACCCACGGCCCAGGAGAUGUCUGUGCUGAGAGGGACAUCUCUGGGCUCCGUUGCGGGCGGGAGCAUCACCAGGGGCAUACCCAGCACGCGGGGGCCCUCCGAGAGCCCCAGUGCCUACCGGGGCUCCAUCACCCACGGUACCCCGGCCGACGUCCUGUACAAGGGCACCAUCACCAGGAUCAUCGGCGAGGACAGCCCCAGUCGUUUGGACCGGGCCCGGGAGGACAGCCUGCCCAAGGGCCACGUCAUCUACGAGGGCAAGAAGGGCCAUGUGCUGUCCUAUGAGGGUGGCAUGUCUGUGUCCCAGUGCUCCAAGGAGGACGGCAGGAGCAGCUCAGGGGCACCCCAUGAGGCGACGGCCCCCAAGCGCACCUACGAUGUGAUGGAGGGCCGUGUGGGCAGGACCAUCUCCUCAGCAGGCAUUGAGGGUCUCAUGGGACGCGCCAUGCCCCCCGAGCGGCACAGCCCCCACCCCCUCAAGGAGCAGCACCACAUCCGCGGCUCCAUCACCCAAGGGAUCCCGCGGUCCUACGUGGAGGCCCAGGAGGACUACCUGCGCAGGGAGGCCAAACUGCUGAAGCGCGAGGGCACGCCACCCCCGCCACCGCCACCCCCGCGGGACCUGGCUGAGGCCUACAAGACCCGGCCCUUGGAGGCCCUGGGCCCCCUCAAGCUGAAGCCAUCCCACGAGGGCCUGGUGGCCACCGUGAAGGAAGCGGGCCGCUCUAUCCACGAGAUCCCCCGCGAGGAGCUCCGGCGCACCCCUGAGCUGCCCCUGGCCCCACGGCCACUCAAGGAGGGCUCCAUCACCCAGGGCACCCCGCUCAAGUACGACACAGGCUCGUCCUCCACGGGCUCCAAGAAGCACGACGUGCGCUCCAUCAUUGGCAGCCCUGGCCGGACCUUCCCACCUGUGCACCCGCUUGACGUGAUGGCGGACGCACGGGCUCUGGAGCGUGCCUGCUACGAGGAGAGCCUGAAGGGCCGGCCGGGCGCUGUGGGCAGCUCCGGGGGCUCCAUCACCCGUGGGGCCCCGGUCAUCGUCCCCGAGCUCGGCAAGCCACGGCAGAGCCCCCUGACUUACGAGGACCAUGGGGCACCUUUCACCAGCCACCUGCCCCGCGGCUCACCCGUGACCACCAGGGAGCCCACGCCUCGCCUGCAGGAAGGCAGCCUGUCCUCCAGCAAGGCGUCCCAGGACCGGAAGCUGACCUCAACACCCCGCGAGAUCGCCAAGUCCCCGCAUAGCGCGGUGCCCGAGCACCACCCGCACCCCCUCUCCUCCUACGAGCACCUGCUGCGCGGCGUGAGUGGCGUGGACCUGUACCGGGGGCACAUCCCGCUGGCCUUCGACCCCACUUCCAUACCCCGCGGGAUCCCUCUGGACGCAGCCACUGCCUAUUACCUGCCGCGACACCUGGCGCCCAACCCCACGUACCCACACCUGUACCCGCCUUACCUCAUCCGCGGCUACCCGGACACAGCGGCGCUGGAGAACCGCCAGACCAUCAUCAACGACUACAUCACCUCGCAGCAGAUGCACCACAACGCRGCGGCCAGCGCCAUGGCCCAGCGCGCGGACAUGCUGAGGGGCCUCUCACCCCGGGAGUCCUCCCUGGCGCUCAACUACGCCGCUGGCCCGCGAGGCAUCAUCGACCUGUCCCAAGUGCCACACCUGCCUGUGCUGGUGCCCCCGACGCCAGGCACCCCGGCUGCCGCCAUGGACCGCCUAGCCUACCUGCCCACAGCGCCCCCGCCCUUCAGCAGCCGGCACAGCAGCUCCCCACUGUCCCCAGGAGGUGCCUUGACCAAGCCGACGGGCACAGCCUCGUCAGAGCGGGAGCGAGAGCGAGAGCGGGAGCGGGACAAGUCCAUCCUCACGUCCACGGCGACCGUGGAACACGCGCCCAUCUGGAGACCCGGUACAGAGCAGAGCAGCAGCGGCAGCGGCAGCGGUGGCAGCGGGGGUGGGGCCAACAGCAGCCGUCCUGCCCCCCACCCUCAUGGCCAGCAGCACUCGCCCAUCUCCCCUCGGACCCAGGACGCCCUGCAGCAGAGACCCAGCGUGCUGCACAACACGGGCAUGAAGGGCACCGCCACCCCUGUGGAGCCUAGCACGCCCACGGUCCUGAGGUGGGCCAGGUCCACCUCCACUUCCUCGCCUGUCCGCCCAGCUGCCACAUUCCCGCCCGCCACCCACUGCCCGCUUGGAGGCACCCUCGAAGGGGUCUACCCCACCCUCAUGGAGCCUGUGUUGCUGCCCAAGGAGGCCUCCCGGGUGGCGCGGCCUGAGCGGCCCCGUGCGGACACCGGCCAUGCCUUCCUCCCCAAGUCCCUGGCCCGUGAGCCUGCCUCCUCCCCCGGCAAGACCUCCGAGCCCCGGCCCCUCGCGCCCCCCAGCUCCAGCCAUGCGGCGGCCAUCGCCCGCACCCCAGCCAAGAGCCUCGCAGCCCAGCACGCCAGCCCGGACCAGCCGGCGCCGUCCGCCUCGGCCUCGGACCUGCACCGGGAAAAGACUCAAAGUAAACCCUUUUCCAUCCAGGAAAUGGAGCUCCGCUCUCUGGGGUACCACGGUGGGUACAGCCCCGAUGGGGUGGAGCCCGUCAGCCCAGUGAGUUCGCCCAGCCUGACCCAUGACAAGGGGCUCCCCAAGCACCUAGAGGAGCUGGACAAGAGCCACCUGGAGGCCGAGCUGCGGCACAAGCAGCCAGGCCCCACGAAGCUCGGCCCUGAGGCUACCCACCUCCCACACCUGCGGCCGCUGCCUGAAAGCCAGCCUGCCUCCAGCCCAUUGCUCCAGACUGCCCCUGGGGUCAAAGGUCACCAGCGGGUGGUCACCUUGGCACAGCACAUCAGUGAGGUGAUCACGCAGGACUACACCAGGCACCACCCGCAGCAGCUCAGCGCACCCCUGCCCGCCCCCCUCUACUCCUUCCCCGGAGCCAGCUGCCCCGUCCUGGACCUGCGCCGCCCACCUAGUGAUCUCUACCUCCCACCCCCAGACCACGGCGCCCCAGCCCGCGGCUCCCCCCACAGCGAAGGGGGCAAGAGGUCUCCAGAGCCAAGCAAGACGUCAGUCCUGAGCACCGAGGAUGGCAUUGAACCUGUGUCCCCACCAGAGGGCAUGUCAGAGUCAGGGCACCCCCGGAGUGCCGUGUACCCCCUGCUGUAUCGGGACGGGGAGCCGGCAGAGCCCAGGACGGGCUCCAAGUCCCCAGGCAACACCAGCCAGCCACCGGCCUUCUUCAGCAAGCUGACUGAGAGCAACUCGGCCAUGGUCAAGUCCAAGAAGCAGGAAAUCAACAAGAAGCUGAGCACGCACAACCGGAACGAGCCGGAAUACAACAUCGGCCAGCCUGGGACGGAGAUCUUCAAUAUGCCUGCCAUCACUGGAGCAGGCCUUAUGACCUCUAGAAGUCCGGCCGUGCAGGAGCACGCCAGCACCAACAUGGGGCUGGAGGCCAUUAUUAGAAAGGCACUCAUGGGUAAAUAUGAUCAGUGGGAAGAGCCCCCGCCACUCGGCGCCAAUGCUUUUAACCCUCUGAAUGCCAGUGCCAGCCUGCCCGCUGCCGCUAUGCCCAUAACCGCUGUUGACGGACGGAGCGACCACACGCUCGCCUCGCCAGGUGGUGGUGGGAAAGCCAAGGUCUCUGGCAGACCCAGCAGUCGAAAAGCCAAGUCCCCUGCCCCGGGCCUGGCGUCCGGGGACCGGCCACCUUCUGUCUCCUCGGUGCACUCGGAGGGAGAUUGCAACCGCCGGACGCCACUCACCAACCGUGUGUGGGAGGACCGGCCCUCAUCCGCAGGUUCCACGCCUUUCCCCUACAACCCCCUAUUCGUGCGGCUGCAGGCGGGUGCCAUGGCUUCCCCGCCCCCGCCCGGCUUCCCUGCGGGCAGUGGGCCCCUCGCCGGCCCCCACCACGCCUGGGAGGAGGAGCCCAAGCCGCUCCUGUGCUCGCAGUACGAGACGCUCUCCGACAGCGAGUGAGCCGGUGGGCACGGUGCAGGUCCCUGCCUGCAGCAAGACGGCCCAGGAGGCAGACAGGUGGCUGCAACGCACCCCACCAAGGAAGGAGCCCCGAGUCUGCCCGCACGUCCGUCCGUCCGUCCGUCCGUCUGUCCACCCGGAGCUGGCAUCCUGCCUGUCUAAAGCCUUAACUAAGACCCCCCACCCCGGCUGGCCCUGCACAGUGACCGUACUCAGGGCACGUUCACCUGGUGCUCGGGAGGGGAGGGGAGGGCAGCAGGCUGGGGAGGGGACACAGUGAGCGCAUGGUGACCACAAGCACGCAGCCGGGGUGACCAGGGACCUGAAAGAGGAUGACCAGGCGCCUCUAUGCCACUGCCUCCCCUUUCUCCAUUUGGAACCAAAGUCUAAACUGAGCUAGCCCCCGCCCCCAUCCCGCUUAGCGCUCGGGACAGACGGACGGGCACUGUCCAGCCUGCAGCGCUCUGUCAGUCCCCACAGGCUGCCCCACAAGACUGCUGGGAACCACGUCAGACCAGGCGGGGGACGAGAGGGCUGGGCGCGGCCUGGGGCAGCAGAACCACAGGACCUGGACGUGGCCCUCCUGCCCGCCGGGGGGGCGGGGGGCGGGGCAACGUGUUGGUUUACAGGGUAUAUUUUUGAUACCUUCGAUGAAUUAAUUCAGAUGUUUUAUGCGAGGAAGGACUCACCCAGUAUUAUGCUGCUGUGCUUUCGAUCUCCGCUUACGUUGGGGAGCGUGCAGGCCGACCACCGGUGACCCCUCGUCCACGGGACCCGGGGCGGGCCGCCGGCUCACAGCCGCCACGCCCUCCAUCCCUCCCUUCCUUGGGCAGAACGAGUUUGAUGCGUGUUCUGUGGCCACCAUCUGCGCAUGGUGGUGGCCUUCUGUCAUUUACACACGUUGUUCUAAUUAAAAAGCGAAUC
This is a messenger RNA of Urocitellus parryii (Arctic ground squirrel), 9011 nucleotides long. Lineage: Eukaryota; Metazoa; Chordata; Mammalia; Rodentia; Sciuridae. The record is from RefSeq and is a predicted model, not a curated record.